Aspergillus nidulans FGSC A4 is the source of this 618-nucleotide messenger RNA. RefSeq names its product sugar O-acetyltransferase. The coding region runs from base 1 to 618 and encodes 205 amino acids. NCBI's taxonomy places the organism in Eukaryota, Fungi, Ascomycota, Eurotiomycetes, Eurotiales, Aspergillaceae. The record is from RefSeq and is a predicted model, not a curated record. The transcript is spliced from 3 exons. Gene Ontology annotation, molecular function: acetyltransferase activity.
AUGGCCGCCUCUAAAGAAUGGCAGAAGAUGCUCAAGGGCGAGCUAUACUGGGCAUGGGACGCCGACCUGCAGGCUAAUCGGGAUCGCUGUAGGGAGGCGUGCAAGAGGUUUAAUGAAGCCGGCCCUGUCUCCCGACGACGUCGAGCAGCGCUCUGGAGAGAUAUAAUCGGCGACACUCGCCCACUUCCACCUGUCAAACAGGACCCAGCAGCAGACGAGAAGCAAUUCGACGAGACAGACCCCAUUGUUGAUCCUCCAUUCUCCGUAGACCACGGGCUCAAUCUCAAAGUCGGAAAGGGCACCUUCAUCAAUUUCGAUACGACAAUUCUCGAUACAUGCCUCGUUACAAUUGGAGAGCGCGUACUUUUUGGCCCGCAUGUUCGCAUAUACGGGGCCACGCACCCGAUCGAUCCGGCUGUGCGUCGGGGCCUAGAGGGGCCUGAGGCUGGAAAAGAGGUGCAUAUCGAGGAUGAUGUGUGGAUUGGAGGCAGUGUGAUUGUACUUGCCGGGGAUGUCCCACCCUUCCAUUUCGUUGCCGGAAACCCGGCGAGGGUUAUCCGCAAGAUUGAGACGAGUAUGGAUCCAGUACAAGCUACGGAGGGUUCUGAGACGGUUUAG